CUUGCAAUAGCGCAAAUCAAUAAAAGCACGGCAGAGAAAGCACGUGCCUACUGCAAUCUAGGCGAAGCUUAUUACUUCCCCAACGACUUCCAUCUGGAAAUAGAGUACCUCAAGCAAUACCUGAGCAUUGCUGAGGAAGUCAGUCACAGAGCAGGAUCAGCAGUAAGUAGCUAUGCCAUUCUCGGCUGUCUUUACGAUUCCCUCGGUGACUCCCAAAGAGCAAUAGCGUACCACAAUCAAGACCUCAGGAUUGCCAGGGAAGUUGGUGACAGGGAACGUGAAGGAUAUGCCUAUGGCCAUCUCGGCGUUUCUUAUGGCAGACUUAAAGAAUUCCAAAGAGCAAUAGAGUACACCAACCAAUGCCUCAGCAUUGCCAAAGAAGUUGGUAACAGGAAAUGUGAAGGCAAAGCCUAUCACAAUCUCGGCGUUAGUUAUUACAGCCUUGAAGAAUUCCAACGAGCAAUAGAGUACUACAAUCAACAGUUCAUCAUUGCCAAAGAAGUUGGUGACAGGGAAUAUGAAGGCAAUGCCUAUCACAAUCUCGGCGUUGCUUAUAGAAACCUUAAAGAAUUCCAAAGAGCAAUAGAAUACCACAAUCAAGACCUCAGGAUUGCCAGGGAAGUUGGUGACAGGGAACGUGAAGGAUAUGCCUAUGGCCAUCUCGGCGUUUCUUAUGGCAGACUUAAAGAAUUCCAAAGAGCAAUAGAGUACACCAACCAAUACCUCAGCAUUGCCAAAGAAGUUGGUGACAGGAAAUGUGAAGGCAAUGCCUAUCACAAUCUCGGCGUUAUUUAUUACAGCCUUGAAGAAUUCCAACGAGCAAUAGAGUACCACAAUCAACAGCUCAUCAUUGCCAAAGAAGGUGGUGACAGGGAAUAUGAAGGCAAAGCCUAUGAGAGUCUCGGCGCUGCUUAUAGAAACCUUAAAGAAUUCCAAAGAGCAAUAGAAUACCACAAUCAAGACCUCAGGAUUGCCAAGGAAGUUGGUGACAGGGCAGGUGAAGGACGUGCCUAUGACCAUCUCGGCCGUGCUUAUCACAGCCUUAAAGAAUUCCAACUAGCAAUAGAGUACCACAAUCAACAAAUCAGGAUUGCCAAGGAAGUUGGUGACAGGGCAGGUGAAGGAUGUGCCUAUGGCCUUAUUGGCCUUGCUUAUCACAGGCUUGAAGAAUUCCAACGAGAAAUAGAGUACCACAAUCAACACCUUAUCAUAGCCAAGGAAGUUGAUGACAGGUCAUGUCAACGCAUAGCCUAUAGGAAUCUCGGCGCUGCUUAUAGCGACCUUAAAGAUUUCCAAAGAGCAAUAGAGUACAACAAUAAAUACCUCAUCAUUUCCAAGGACGUUGGUGACAGGGCAAGUCAAAGCCAAGCCUAUAAAAAUCUCGGCGCUGCUUAUAGCAGCCUUAAAGAAUUCCAAAGAGCAAUAAAGUACACCAAUAAACAACUUAUCAUUGCCAAGGAAGUUGGUGACAGGCCAGUGCAAGGGGAAGGCUAUGGUGACCUCGGCAAUAUUUAUUUACUUCUCGGCGAAUACCAACGAGCAAUAGAGUACGCCAAUAAAUGCCUCAUCAUUGCCAAGGAAGAUCGUGACAGGGCACAGGAAUGCAGAGCCUAUUCCAUUCUCGGCAAUGCUUAUCACAGACUUGAUGAAUUGCCACGUGCAAUGGAGUGCCACAAGAAACUGCUGAGCAUUGCCAAGGAAGUCGGUGACAGAGAAGGAAAAGAAUGUGCCUAUUUAUACAUCGGCGACGUUCAUCAUUCCCUCCGCGACGUGCCACGAGCAAUGGAGUACUACAAGCAAUGCCUGAGCAAUGCCAAAGAAGUCGGUGACAGGAAUGGACAAGGAAUUGCCUAUUGCCGUCUCGGAGGGUGUUAUGGAAGUCUCAACGACUUGAAGGAAGCAAUAGAGUGUUUCAAGCAACACCUGAGCAUUGCCGAGGAAAUCGGUGACAGUUUAGCAGAAGCAUGUGCACAUGACUGGUUGGGUUACUCUUUUUGGGCAUCACAUUCUUUGAACGAGGCUUUAGAACAUUAUAGAUGCUGUGUUAACAUAUAUGACACUAUUAGAGCCAGUUCUAUCUCGGAAGAUCAGUUAAAGAUAAGUUUCUGUACACGUUUUAAAGAUCCUUAUACUCAUUUAUGGCAAGUUUUAGUAAUGCUUCAAAGGGAUGAUGAGGCUCUAUGCGCUGCUGAGAGGGGACGAGCACAGGCUUUGCUCGAUGCCUUAAAAGUGACUUAUGGCCUUACAUCACUUUCGCCCAGGUCGAUUGAAUCUGAAGAAGAAGUCAGAAAUAUUUUAAGGAAGACAACUGUUUUAACAGUUUUUCUUGCCCUGCAAGAGAAAACAGUCAAUAUCUGGGUGUUGGGAAAAGAGGACAAACCUAUUUUUAGGCAAGAGAAGAUAGAAAUUGGACUUGAACACGAAGAUUCCUUUACUCUCCUUUUAGAGAAUGUUUUGAAAAGCAUUAAGGCUGGCGUCGGUAUCAGGUGCGAAAAUCGGUCAAUGGAUAAGCUGAGUGAUGACUCAACUCCCUCAAGUACUCAAGACGACAAUCAAACAUCGGAGCCAUCACAGGAGAGCGCCGACAGGGCUGGCGUCGGUAUUAGGUGCGAAAAUCGGUGCGAAUUACAGCCAUUAUAUGAUGCAGUUCUUGGUCCCAUUGAAGACUUGCUUGAUGGUGAUAAACUAAUUGUAGUUCCUGAUGGCGCUUUGUCUAAAUUUCCUUGGGCAGCCCUGAGUGAAACUUUAAGGAUCCGCACUGUUCCCUCACUUACAAGUUUGAAAGUCAUCACAAAUUCUCCAAGUGAAUACCACAGUAAAAGUGGAGCCCUGCUUGUUGGAGAUCCAUGCUUGAAGAAAAUUACAGAUAAAUGGGGGAACCCCAUUUAUAAGCAACUGAAGUACGCAAAAAUGGAAGUGGAGAUGAUUGGAGAAAUUCUAAAGAGUCAACCCUUAACAGGUGAAGAUGCAACCAAAGAAGCGGUACUUCAGAGAAUCAAGUCAGUGUCUUUGGUUCACAUUGCAGCCCACGGAAGGCCGGAAACCGGAGAAAUUGUUUUGGCCCCAGACCCCCAAUGGGAAUCCGACACUCCUACUGAGGAGGACUGCAUUAUGAAAAUGUCUGACAUACAAGCUGUUAAGCUGAGAGCGAGACUGGUUGUGCUAAGUUGCUGCCACAGUGGUCAAGGAAAGGUCUCGUCUGAGGGUGUGGUCGGUAUGGCACGUGCUUUCUUGUUUGCUGGUGCUCGUUCCGUGCUGGCGACACUUUGGGCAAUUGAUGACGAAGCCACAAUGAUGUUUAUGAAAUCUUUCUACCAACAUCUUGCAAGAGGAGAAAGUGCAAGUGUUGCUCUUCAGAGGGCCAUGAAAUGUCUGCGAGACUCCCACGAUUAUUAUGCUCCAAAGUACUGGGCUCCUUUUGUUCUGAUGGGCGAUGACGUUAAGAUUGAAUUGGAAAAAGAGUCAUUGAGCAAGUCGUAAGUGGAGAUUUUUUUUCCUCCUGUUCUAGUAACAAAAGGCUUAAGAAGAAAAGCUAGAACCAUUCUUGUCAAAUUCAGAUAAAAGGAAAAUGACAGACUUGAUAAUAAAAAGAAUAAAAAUAUAUAUAAAGUAAGGAUGGGUUAGGUGGUAAGUGUUAAAUUAUUAUGGAUUCACCCAAGUAAAUGCUAUUCCUAACGGGCUACCAACACAUUUCAAAAAUCAAUUGAACUCUAGGCAUUGCUUAAUGUUCUUAAUUGUUAAAUAAUUUAGGUCAGGUGUUGAUAAAAGAUAUACAUAGGGAAUAAGUUUCCUUCGUUUUCCUACAGGACUAGCACUGUAGAGAAAUUCAUAGCUUCAAAACGAACAAAUAUGUCUAACAUGUUAAAUAUUUUUCAUUUUGCUGUUUUUCAUAUCAUCAUCCAUGGCAUCCUCACAUUUCACUCUUUGACCUUUAUUUUGUUUUGAAAUGAAAGAUUAAUUAACGUAUCAAUUUUUGCUUUCUUUACAGGAUGCGCUGAAAGUUUGAUGUCAACACAACUGCUGAAGUAGCGUGUAUAUAUCUGGAUUUCCCCAAAGAAAGAAGUGCGUUAUUUAAUAGCUGUUCUCAAUGGGGCGUUUGGUAAAAAAGCGUGUUUUCGUUUUAGUCAUUUUUUGUCAGAAGAUAUUAAAUAGCGAGAUUUAUAGUCACGCUGACGACAAAUGGCAAACGUCUACACAUUCAAGUAGAGAAUUUCUCAAAAUAGAAAAUGUGCAGAUAAAAUGAAUACAGCUCAAAGCAAGUACAUCAAAGGGCAUACUGUAUACUGUGGAGCUCUAUAUUAGCCACGGCUACACUUAUCAAUUUUAACUUAGGGAAAAGACAAACAAUUUUCGUGGGGAAAGAACUUAACGUUGUUUACAAGUAUUUCGUUACUCCCGCGAAACUGACUGAGUAGUAGUAUAGAUGAUUGCCCCUUUUCUCUUGUAACCUACCUUAAUCGGCAAAUUAUAAUUUGGCAAAGGAAAAUUGCAUUGUAAUAAUCGUAAUAUUGAUGAUAAUAAUAAUCACCAUCAUCAUAAUCUUAAUAAUUCCUUUUCAGUUUUUUCCCCUCGGCUUUAAAGCAAAUGACUGCAACAAAUAUGGAACCCCUCUCCAGAGUUUUUGAUAAUUUGCGGUAUUUCGAAACGAUUUUUCCUGCAGUGGAAAGCCUUUGAUCUACUCAACAAGAUGAGGUUUAUUUUUAAUGGGUGGUGGGGCUGCUGGAGGCUUGUGACCCCAUCUUGGAUUUCACCAAGAAUUAGAAAUUGGGUUAAAAUCGCGAUAAAUGAUAAUUUUCUGUGCUUUACAUGUAAAAUAACACAUAAAUAAGCCCUUUGCAUCAUUUCAUUGACAAUUUUUACUUUUAUUGUUGAAAAAAGUUGAAAGAACAUGCAUUUUCACUCAAAAAUGGCUUGACAACCUGCUACCUAUGAUGUCAUAUGUCGUAACCAUAGUAACUGACCAUCACUAAACUUGUCUCAAAUUGCGCGCGAGGGAUAAACGAACAGCUACUGAAAACGUCACGUGCUGAUGUUUAUCGUCUAAAAAAAAAAUCAAAAAAAACCUCAGGGUGGCGCAGCUAACCACUCCCCCUCCCCUUAUACGUCCGACGGUUAAGAAUCCCAAGUCUCCCAACGGGACGGAGACGAACCAAUUAACUAUAUACAAGCGUGGCCGUGGUUUCAGUAGCGUGAUUCAGAUUUAAAUCAGAUAAUUUUUAAAAUUUAAGAAUGCACUGUAAGUAUUUUCUGAACCGCGGGUCACAAGUUCAUUGGUUUAAGGUCUGAGUUAAAAGGCUGUAUUACGUUUUAUAUGACUGAUCCCCGGUUUCCCAGAACUAGCAUUAUUUAAAAAAAAAAAAUGAAUAUGUCCAUGUCUUCUUGAUCCUUAAUGUAUAAAUUGGUGGACAGUACAAAAUGCAGACUGCAGACCAUUGUUUUCAGGGUUAGAAAACAAUGGGACUAUCAGCGGCUUCAUAGCUUAGUUGGUUAGAGCGUCGCACCGGUAUCGCGAGGUCACGGGUUCAAAUCCCGUUGAAGUCCUGAUUUUUUUGUUUUCAGGCUUCUUACGCAAUUGAAUAAAUUGCGUUCACAACUGCGAGGAUCAUUCUUCAUUUGAUUUUAUUCCCGCAAUUCUCAUAUAUGAUUUAUUUCAUAUGCAUUUGUCAAUGGGACUAUUGUUGUCACGUUCUAUUUGCAUGGUGAAAACAAUGUUUUGCACUGAGAGCAGUCUGUAGUCUUCAUUUUAUACUUAUGUUGUAUAUUGGGACACAAAUUGUGUCACUUAAUUAAUACUGUUUUUAAAUUGAAGUAUAUAAAAUGGGAUUUCAGAGACGAGUUUAACUUAUAUGGAUAAAUUAUUAGCGUUUCAUACAAAGAGUAAAACAUUUUGCCUUCCACGUUUGGGAAUGAAUAUGCUCGUAGUUUUAACAGUAAGUUUAGGACGAUACACCGAAUAGCCUGCGCGGAGACAGGAGCCAGUGACCGCUGGCGACUUGGACCGUCUGACAAUCAUUAGACUGACUUUUGCCUUAUUUUAAUAACCCUUUUUUGGGAAAAGCGUUGCCAGAUAGUCCUUCUAUGCCUGCAAACAAAGGAAAAAGGGCCCGAAAUCUACUUUUCAUCCGAAAGCAAGAUUUGUUUUCCUUCUCUAUUUUCUCACCACCACUUCCUUGUAGAGCUGAAUCCGCCUCUGUCUCUGCACUCGUAGACUAUUUGUUCUGCCAUUAAACUAGGUUUAACUCUUAAUCUUGUUUCUUAAUUACUGCGAGUCAUUUCAAUCAUAAAAAACAUUUUCGUGUACUGUUGCGUUAGUGGUCCAACAGCUUUAAUUGAUGUCGACUUUAAAGUAUCCAAACAGUGGAAGAGAUUAGAUUAAGAUUUUGGACGCUCCACUAACGUAAUGAUGUUUUGUUGUAAUUGUGCUAGGUUGUAAAAGUUGGGCUUUUAAUCAAAUAGAUCAGUUCCAGAACACGUAUACAGAAACGUUCUGAGGUUUGGCGCUAGGAAAUCACAGCAAUCGUUCAAGCUAUCAUCAUUCUAUCGAGAAUCUGACCUAUUUUUACUGCUUCUAGAUUGCUUUUCUCUAGACCAUUGACUUUUAGCCAUCCCUCAGUUAUUUAAAGAGGCUGCUUUAAUUUAGGGAUGUCACCAUUAGAAAAAAAGGAUAGGAGGUUGGGGGAAGGCAAACGUAUUAGUAAGAAAAAAAUCUCCACACGUACCAUGAUCAAAAAAGCUGUUCGAGGAGGAAAAAUAGAUUUCCACCUCAAGAGUAAAGAGAAAACUUUCAUAGACCUCCCAAAAAUUCAACCCAGCAACUUUACUUUGCUAAUGGUUCAUCCCUAAUACCGCCCCAUGUAACGGAAUCCGGAAUAUGGGAAAAAAUUGCAUGUGAAAUCCGGAAUCCUGGGCUUUGGAGUCCGGAGCCACGGAGUACAGCUUUAAGAAUCCGGACUCCCACUAGCAAUUGGAAUUGAGAAUCCAAGUUCCACUGACAAAGACUGGAAUCGAGUACCUGUGAUCUGGAAUCCGUGACGUGGAAUCCAGAAUCCUAGACUAUCUUGGAUUGCCUUACACGGGGUGAGUUAUAGGUCGGCUUGUUGAACUGCUUCUACUUGAUGCCAACACGUAGCACGAUACAAUGUUUAGUUUCUGAUGUUACCUUAAGAUAAGUAAUGUUGUAUUAAACCUGAAGAAAACGAGAUGUUUACUGUGAUUGCUGAUCUCUUCGAUGCCUUAAACCAUUUUAAAACAACUUCUCCUUGAACUGGAAUAGUCAGUAUUUGAUUAACAAACCACUCCCCCCUCAGAGGCGCUAAACAUUUUCGAUUCUAGAACGUUUUUUACAUAUUUUAAGGCAAGUUUCUGGUUUUGUUAUCAUCCCGCUAGGUAAAUUGGUCUUCAAGCAAGAAAACCCAACUUUCAAGCAGAGGUUUGAUGAAAAGCAUUUGACCUCGUUUCGCCAUACAACGUCAUAAGAAGCAUAAAGGCACCAAAAACUCAUUCCAUUAUAUUUUCAAAGAGUGCCAUGGUAGUGACCCCCCUGUCACGGGUCUCUUGGCAGCCAAAUGACUCAGUAAAACAAAAACGUGUUCAAACCAAUUUUCGACAUCCAGGGAUGUACCUUGGAACAGCAAAGGAAACGUUUGUCCUGAUUUAUCAAAACUAGAAUUUCAUCGUUAAUCCAAGCAAUCUUGCCACUUUCAAUUAAAGCAGCACCGAUCUAGAAAGUGGAUCGUCUCAUACCGAGAAGAGCUUCUACUCUUCGUCGCAGUGUUAACGGGUAACGAGUAUUCGAACUGUGGAGUUAAUAACAGAGUAGGAGGGAGGACUGGAACCCAGAAAGACGGAAGUAAAUAUUAAGCGGAAGUGAGGAUUGGGAAUAAUUUUGCCAAUCCCUCUCGGCCAACUCUCCAGACUCGUACCCAGUCGCUGUUUAUUUAUCCCCGCGCGCCUCAAUCUUCUCUCCAAUCUCCAAUCUUCUCUCAUCCCAAAAACACAUAAAUAGUGAGUGGGUGCGAUUGUAGACAUUUAUGGAUGUUCCUCUCCAGGCAUAGGCAAAAUUAAGUUUAAGUACACACCUGGUCAAUCGUGAAGCAUGCAGUACUGCAAUUUUUAAUCAUAUUUCCAAACAUGGUCAAUAAAAUGUUAACCAGUGCCUAUAUUGAACAUCUAUUGAAUGAGAUUUUGUGAUAUCUGGAAUAAUCAAAGGUCUCGAAGGCUGACGCUAGCUGAUAACAUUUACAGCGACCUUGAUUAUUCCAGAUGUCACAAAAAGCUAAACUAAUCAAACAUUGUUUUGAAGAAAAUGACAACACACCGUCGCACAGAAUAUAGUUUGACAUUGCUCUUGCAAAUUAUGCAUUGCGCGCGCAAACUGCAGACAAGUCAGUUAUCUGCUAGCAGAUCUGAAUUAACUAAUCUGUAGGUUGCGCUGAUUUUCAAAUUACAUUAACCGUAGGCUCUUAGCCAAUGAGAAGGCAUGUAGUGGGUACAAUUUAUAAUAAUUUUAUUUAUAUGUACACCAAUUUAUUUCUUGCAAACGGACUUGCAAGGAAAACAAAAAAUUCAUGCACAGAGUUAUUAGUCAUUAUAAUAAAAAAAAAGGAUGGUUGAGAAUGUAAGUGGGGACUGGAAAGACAAACAUGAAAAUUUUAGCAAGAGAAUUCAAAAGGGAGAAAACAUGACGUGGCUAGUCCUUAAAAACCCCUCGCCAGUAGAUGGGUGUGGGGAAGGUGCCUGGUCAAAAGGAGGGAGCCGCAAGGCAGCACGGGAGGUAAACAUGACAACCCGGUCAGCGGGAAAUAACACGCAUCGUCACACUGAUAAUAAGGAGUUUACGCAACAGGACGGAAGAGAAAAGAAGACGGCAAACCUUCUGUGAAAAGCGUGACAAUAAUUUUGUUGAAAUAACUUUCCGCCAAACUUCACCUUUCUUUAAACAGAUCUUUUUGUAAAAGACCAGAAAAUAUUAAUGGUGAGUGAAGAUCAUGACAAAACUGGCAAGUAAUAGCCCUGUUACGUUUGUCACACACAAGAGUUUUGCCGUCCUCUUAUUCCUGCCGUCCUGUGGGUGAACUCAAUAAUAUCCUGGGUGACAGAUUACUCCUUAAUUUUUGCGAGAAAUUUCAGCGUACUAAAUUAAAAUUUCACUUGCGAAAUUACAUAAUUUGCGAUGGCAACGUUCCGUACGUCUCAGUGGUGCCAAGAUGGAGUAGAAAAUUCAAAAUGUUAUGAAUGAAGAUGUCAGGGCGGGGCAUUCAAAGACGCUUUAGAAAACCUCAACGCACCAAAGAGCACGUCAAGAACUCUUCCAACAGGUAUUUUGUCGAAAAACUUAGAACUUAAGCCAAAUUUUAUGUUCUAAACCAUUCAGUGCGUGAUACUUGCAUGAAAAUUCUCCAAGUAAAGACAAGACAUUUAAGGUACACAUCACUCCAUGUAAGGUAAUCCGGAUUCCGGAAUCCGGGAAAUUUUGCUUGUGGAAUCCAGAAUCAUCCAAGAAUUCGUUCUUGUAGAAUUGGAAAUCCUGGACUUGGGAAUCCGGAAUUCAGCUCAAGAAAUCCUGAAUCCCGCUAACGAUUGAAAUCCGGAAUCCAAGUUCCACUAACAAGGAAUCCAAAAUUUAUUGUCUGGAAUCCAGAAUCCAAGACUGUCUUGCUUUUCCUUACAUAAAUAAUGUGACACACAAAUCAUAACGAACCGUUUACUGACAGCAGCGAGCUAAAAACAAAAUUGAUCAUGGAAAAUUCACGGUUCCCAAUACUUGCACGAAAAUUCUCCAAGUAAAGACAAGACAUUUAAGGAACACGAAUGAGCUGCUUUGCAGACAGCAGCAAACUAAUAGCCUCUUUAUGGGUAUUUCCGACGAAAUCGAAGUAGCGACGGUCGCUAUAUUGACGAAACGACGAUCUUAGAGAUUAAGGCGACGACCGUUUUGCCAUUUUGAUAACGUUUGAUCUGACUACAUGAGUCUUGCGAUAGCGAAAAAUAAAUCUACCAAACAGGGUGCUGCACGUUCAUAGUUUCGUUAUUCAUGUCCCAAAACAAUGAAACGGCGGCCAUUGUGGUGUACCAAACAAAUCCUGUGGGAGUUGAACCUUUUUCCUAUGAAAAAAUUUUCUUGUGUUCAAAUAAAAUUGAGUGAAAGAAAAACGCUCUCUCUAUUAAGUCUAAAUGGUUAGGGCGCAUGAUGGAAUAUCAAGAGGGCAGGAAGAGGUGGUAAUAUUACCCUGGCCGGGAUAGGAGUCAACCUCAUUCCCAGGGUUUUCUCCUACAAGCAGAGAGAACCCGAGAACGAAGUUGGGUAGGAGUUUCGGCCGCUUCGUUCUAAGCGCAUCCUCGGAGACCCAGGGGUAGCUACAAUCCUUGUCAAAAAUCUUGAAACACUUCCCCAAUGUUGAUUUGGGUAUUACAGUGGUCUCAGUGCUUCAAAAUACUCUUGGUGCAACAUUGGCGAGGGAGAGGGCACAUUACAGUGAAAACAGAAGGGUCAGGAGAAAAAAUCUCAAGAAUUUUCCAGAAAAUUGAAGAGAACGGUGUCUGUUUCAACGAUUUGUGACGAGUAUUGUAGUCGGGACGAUUCUAUCGUAACUACUAGCUGCCCCUGGGUCUCCGAGGAUGUUGUAAUCAUUUUGAACUUAUCCCAACAACAGUUGUGAUUUGUGUUAACCCUUUUAGCCACAAGAGUAACCAAUAUCAAUUUCAAGUUCUCCUGACAAUUUCAACAUAUUUUUAAGAGAAAAGGUUCAGAGAAUUUAUAAAAUGAUCACCAAAGAGGAAAUGCUUUUAUCCUUCAUCAUAUUCUUGUCUCAAAACGGAAGUCUAAAGAAUGAUGUGGCGACUAAUAUUGUUGUUGUUUUCCCACUUUGGCCAAUUUUUUGUCGCAUUAUCAUUUCUAAAUCUACCUAUUAUUAUUUCAUUAUUGACACAACUGCUUGUAAAACUUUCUUAGCAUAUAUAAAGAAUGGGCGCCAUGAACUUUUGAAUGAGGUGGAAGAAACUGCGAGAGUGGUUUACAAGGACAUUCUUGACUGGAUUCAGCAAAAGCUACCUUGAACUGUUUUAGGCCACGAGCAAACGAAUCCAGACUAAUUUUUGAAACUGCAUAACUUUUUACCUGGAUUCCAUUCCAGAGAGCGGUGUCAAAAAGAUAGUAGGCUGAUUUAGCAAUAGAAUGGGAACGUCAGUUGACGACGACGCGCGCAAGUCAAACAACUGGCUUGACCAAUGGCAGAGCAGCGAAUUGAGCACCGGAAGUCGCGUUCAGUCCUUUCCGCGCGCUUUCCCGUCGUCAACUGAUGCAGUCCCGUGCUGUUGCUAAAUCAGCCUAAUGUUUCGGUGAGAGGAUUCACUGGUUUCGCGCGUGGACGGAAUACCAGACGGACGGCCGAUUCAUGUGAAAAGUGAAUAUAAAUGCGGUUUCAAAAAUAUCCAGAUUUGUGUGGACGGGGCUUUUCACCAUAGUGUCAAUUUACAAAUAUGACCAGAAUAAUUUUAUUUUUUCAUUUCUUUCAUAUUUAAUUCGGUAAAUUCAGAAGCCUUCAUUUGCAUGAGAAAGCCAAAUUCUGAAGGAUUCUAAAAAGGGCCGUUUGCACGAUGGCGUCAUUUUACUGUACCAGAUUCCUUCUGGGUUUUUCUUUCUUGUGCAAGUUAGGGCUUUUGUUAUUUAAACCACAGUGGGAUUACCAAAUUUAAAUAUGAAAGAAAAAUGAAAUGAAUUUCUUUAGUAGCAAAAACAAGUCAUCGCGUAAAUAGCCAAUUAGGCCCCGUGGCCCCCAGUCUAUUCUGAACUGCUGCAUAUAUUCGGGCUGGGAGGAUAACCCUUAUAUGGGCCUCCCUACUGUCGGGCGUAUUAAAUCUCGAGCGACUGACGUUCAGUCAGAGUCAAUCUCUGUAUUUUAACGCCAGGUUAGAUUUACAGUUUGAUGUUCUUAGAUAAUAAUAGCCUACGAUCAUGCUGUCCCUAAAAAACGCCUGUUUUAAAAAAAGACGAUGAAACAUGAGAAACUAUAGUUUUACGCUAUUUACUUGUUUCUGUUUUCGUCUUUUGCGGCUAUUGUCAGUGUAUUGUUUGCAUUUUUAAUUUCUGUUUCAACUUUGCGGUUUAAUUUUGUAUUUUUAUGUGUGUUUCCGGUUUGGUAUGCUUAUUUCCGUUUGGGGAUUUGUGUUUCUGUUUUCUGGUAGUGUUUUUCUGUUUUGGGUUUCCGUUUUGUCUUAUGUGUUUCUGUUUUGGGUUUGUUCUUUUCUAUUUUUGUUGUUGCUGUUGUUGUCUUGUGGUUUUUUUGUUUCUAUCAGCCACCCUAUAUAUUUGAUAGUCCUCUGCAUUUAAAUCCAACCACUGGAGAACACUUCAAAACUCCGUUGAAAAUUUCUUCACAGAGAUCAAAUCGUCCGGGUUAGAAAUAAUCUCCUUUAACUUGGAAUUUCUCCAAUCAGAUAUUUCUGCAAGGUUUAUUUUGAUUUCCUGCUGUAGUUUUUCUCCCUCGCUUUUUUACUUAGAAAUAAUUAAUGAUAAGUUUAGACCGGUUUGCGACCACCAAGCAAAGUGUGUUUGUUCGAUGCUAAACAAAACGUCCGACUAGAAUAUUGUUUUGACCGAUUUGUGUCUCCCUUUUCUCCCUUUUUCACCCUCAAAAUUGACCUAAAAAUCGACCUCAGAAAACCCGGCCCAAAAAAGGCUUAUCUAUAUACCUCACACCAAAACAGGGAUAAUCGAGCUAAAACAUUGGCGUAAUGUAUAAGUCUCUAUGAUAGUAACUAAGUGUUCCAAAUUUGAGCAAAGUCGACCGACACCUAUUUCCAGUUCUCCCUCAGGCAGAAGCUCUCAACUAUAUUUUCGUUUGGUAUCACAGGAGUUUCAAAUAUCAUGUUUAGUUUUUGUACUUAAUGAAACCUUUCUUGUUUUCUGAAUAUUUAAGUAGGGUACAAAGGAGAUUUUUUACUUUCAACUAAGUUUAAAAGGAAUCUGCUUGAAAUAUUCUGUUAUAACACCAAUACUCAGAAAUUGACGAAACAAAUUCAGAAGAUUUGUCAGUUAGAGUAAAUCUAGGGUGGAAGGAGUGGAAAGUUCUAGCUACCAUAUCGGUCUAAUGGCAACAUAUGGCUUCAAAUGUGUUAAUGAGAAUUAUUUUUGUUUUUUCUCUACCUCCACGUUCCUUUAAAGAAGCAUUACGCCCUAGAAACAGUUCCACUUUGAAAACUAAAACUUCGAAAUGGCAGAAAGAAUACUACAAGAUAUAGCUGAACAAAAAACGCGUCUUGCAAUAGCGCAAAUCAAUGAAAACACGGAAGAGAAAGCAGAUGCCUACUACAAUCUAGGCAGAGCUUACUACUCCCUCGGGGACUUCCAUCAAGCAAUAGAGUACGACAAGCAAUACCUGAGCAUUGCCAAGGAGGUUGGUGACAGGGCAGGGCAACGCGAAGCCUAUGCCAAUCUCGGCGCUACUUAUCACAAACUUAAAGAAUUCCAAAAAGUAAUAGAGUACACCAAUGAAUACCUCACCAUUGCCAAGGAAGUUGGUGACAGGGCAGGGCAACGCAAAGCCUAUGCCAAUCUCGGCGCUACUUAUCACAGCCUUAAAGAAUUCCAAAAAGUAAUAGAGUACACCAAUGAAUACCUCAUCAUUGCCAAGGAAGUUGGUGACAGGGCAGGUGAAGGAUGUGCCUAUGGCAAUCUCGGCAAUGCUUAUGACUCCCUCAGCGAAUUCCGACAAGCAAUAGAGUACCACAAUCAACACCUCAGCAUCGCCAAGGAAGUUGGUAACAGGGCAUGUGAAAGCAAAGCCUAUUGCCAACUCGGCUAUAGUUAUAUGCAUCUCGAAGAAUACCAACGAGCAAUGGAGUACACCAAUAAAGGCCUAAUAAUUGCCAAGGAAGUUGGUAACAGGGCAGGGCAAGGGCAAGGCUAUGGCACUCUCGGCAUUAUUUAUAAACAUCUCGGCGAAUACCAACGAGCAAUAGAGUACACCAAUAAAGGCAUCAUCAUUGCCAAGGAAGUCGGUGACAGGGCACAGCAAGGGAAAGCCUAUCACAAUCUCGGCGCUAUUUAUCUCCGCCUUAAAGAAUUCCAAAGAGCAAUGGAGUGCCAGAAGAAACACCUGAGCAUUGCCAAAGAAGUCGGUGACAGAGGAGACACAGGACAUGCCUAUUCAAGCAUCGGCGAAGUUCAUUAUUCCCUCGGCGACGUGCCACGAGCUAUGGAGUACUACAAGCAAUACCUGAGCAUUGCCAAGGAAAUCGGUGACAGGAGUGGACAAGGACAUGCCUAUUGCCGCCUCGGAACAUGUUAUAGAAAACUCCACGACUUGAAGGAAGCAAUAGAGUGUCACAAGCAACACCUGAACAUUGCCGGGGAAAUCGGUGACAGGAUGGCAGAAGCAUGUGCAUAUACAGGUCUGGGUCACUCUUUUUUGGAAUCACACUCUUUGAAUGAGGCUUUAGUACAUUUUAGAUGCUGUGUUAAAAUCUAUGACACUAUUAGAGCCAAUUCUAUCUCGGAAGAUCAUUUGAAAAUAAGUUUCUGUAAGCGUCAUCAUUGUGCCUAUACUCAUUUAUGGCAAGUUUUAGUAAUGCUUCAAAGGAACGAUGAGGCUUUAUACGCUGCUGAGAGGGGACGAGCACAGGCUUUGCUCGAUGCCUUAAAAGUAACUUAUGGCCUUACAUCACUUUCUCGCAGGUCAAUUGAAUCUGAAGAAGAAGUCACAUAUAUUUCAAAGAACACAACUGUGUUGAAAGUUUUUCUUUUCCUUGAAUUGAAAAUAGUCAAUAUGUGGGUAUUGCAAAAAGAGGGCGACCCUAUUUUUAGGCAAGCAGAGUUAGAAAUUGGAGAUGCACACGAAGAUUCUUUUGCUCUCCUUUUAGACAUUGUUUUGAAAAACAUUAGGGCUGGUGUCGGUAUUAGGUGCGAAAAUCGGUCAAUGGAUAAGCUGAGUGAUGACUCAACUCCCUCAAGUACUCAAGACGACAAUCAAACAUCGGAGCCAUCACAGGGGACCACCGACCUUUUACAGCCAUUGUAUGAUGCAGUUCUUGGUCCCAUUGAAGAUUUGCUUGAUGGUGAUGAACUAAUUGUAGUUCCUGAUGGCGCUUUGUCUAAAGCUCCUUGGGCAGCCCUGAGUGAAACUUUAAGGAUCCGGACUUUUCCCUCACUGACAAGUUUGAAAGUCAUCACAGAUUCUCCAAGUGAAUACCACAGUAAAAGUGGAGCCUUGCUAGUUGGAGAGCCAUGCGUGAAGAAAAUUACAGAUAAACAGGGGAACCCCAUUUAUGAUCCUCUGAAGUACGCAAAAAUGGAAGUGGAGAUGAUUGGAGAAAUUGUAAAGAGUCGACCCUUAACAGGUGAAGAUGCAACCAAAGAAGCAGUACUUCAGAAUAUCGGGUCAGCUGCUUUGGUUCACAUCGCAGCUCAUGGAAGGAAGGAAACUGGAGAAAUUGUUUUGGCUCCAGACCCCCGAUGGGAAUCCAAGACUCCUACGGAGGAGGAAUAUAUUUUGAAAAUGUCUGAUAUACAAGCUGUGAAGCUGAGAGCAAGGCUAGUUGUGCUUAGUUGCUGCCAUAGUGGUCAAGGACCGGUCUCGUGUGAGGGUGUGGUCGGUAUGGCACGUGCUUUCUUGUUUGCUGGUGCUCGUUCCGUGCUGUCGACACUCUGGGCAAUUGAUGACGAAGCCACAAUGAUGUUUAUGAAAUCUUUCUACCAACAACUUGCAAGAGGAGAAAGUGCAAGUGUUGCUCUUCAGAGGGCCAUGAAAUGUCUUCGAGAGUCCCACGAUUAUUCUGCUCCAAAGUACUGGGCUCCUUUUGUUCUGAUGGGCGAUGACGUUAAGAUUGAAUUGGAAAAAGAGUCAUUGAGCAAGUCGUAA
Molecule: messenger RNA, 15857 nt
Organism: Porites lobata
Lineage: Eukaryota; Metazoa; Cnidaria; Anthozoa; Scleractinia; Poritidae
Source: the annotation of a GenBank genome assembly